AUGGAUCCAGAAAACCCCAAUGGACACAGUACGAAACGGAAUUCUAUACACCAAGCAUUAUACAGUCGUCCCGUGGAGCGACGAUCGAGCAAAAAGUCUUCAUCUAGGGACCGCCACGGCAUGGUCUACCCAGACAACUUUCGAGACACUGGUAUUCGUACCGUGACCCCGGAAUCCCAUUCCCCUAUAUCCGAGAGCGAACAUUUCACCCAGAGCGCCCCCUCACCCCGAACUACCAUGCGAUCGCGAACCAUCGAACGCACCGAGCCGGAACCACCGACGGAAGCACGAACCGUGCGGACGCGAUCGCGAACUACCACAAUGGAAGAGCAACGAAGCGACAUGGCUUCCGCUACCAUAAAGACUCGCGCACGCAUUGGUUCGGUCAACGCCGCCAGCUCAUCCCAACCCAAGACAGCAGAAGGUAAAACCUCCGAGGAUUCAUCCUCUUCCAUUGGUUUCCCAUCGAUACAAUCCCCUCCCAACUAUAUUGGUCAAGCAGUUACCCGCCAUCGAAAAUCCCCUGGGAGUAGCCGUUCCCCGACAGUCGCACACAACCAAUUCGCCUCACCUCUAUCUAAUACCGAUGCCGCCAAGAUACUCCAAUUGAUGAAGACCACCUGCGGGAGGAUGCAUGGAAUCUUGUCAUUCCGGACAUCUUCCAUCACAGCGUCAAGUCCCUGGACAUCCGGAUACUGUGCCAUUAAUGUCGCUACCGGCAGUCUUAUAUACCAGGCAAAGGGGGAACCAGCAUUGGCAAAAACCCUCAUCCCUGACCUUCGUGGCUGUAGGGUACGGACAUUGUUUGAUUCAGAGCUUCAGACAACCUACCUCAGCGUCCAUACAUUCACCUCUGGGCUGGGCAUUCAGUUACGCCCCCAUGUCAACGAAACAUUCGAUUCAUGGCUCGCAGCUCUACUCUGCUGGCAACCUAUACGUCCCAAGGGCGUUCAAAACAAAAUGACCAAACCUCAAUCCGUCGUCAUUGGAGACCGACGAAUCCCCGAACGUCGGAGAAAUUCGGAAUCCUCAACCCAUAAAGACGCGGCCAUCAUCAAAGUUGGUAAGAUGCUUCUUUGGGACAAACCCUCUGCGGCUGGAGUGCGACCGGCAUCAUCGGCGCGUCGCGUUUCAACAUAUAGGCAGUCAAGGGCUCUCUCUUCCUCCUGGCAGAGAGUGAGCUGUAGACUGCUAGAAAAUGGCUUUUUCAAGCUGUAUACCGAGUCCGAUGUUGUUCUCGUAGCUUGCAUUCAGCUCUCUCAAUUAUCGCGCUGUGCAAUUCAACAGCUGGAUUCGUCAGUGCUGGACGAUGAGUUUUGCAUCGCCAUAUACCCUCAAUACACAGCACACCCCGUCCCCGAUGCUGCGAUGCGUCCCAUCUAUCUCGCCCUUGAAACCCGCGAUCUUUUCGAGGUCUGGUUUGUUCUGCUACGUGCGUUCACCAUUCCAGAGCUAUAUGGCCCUCAACUGCAGGCUGCGGAGGAAGAUCCGAAUAAAACUCCGGAAGCCGACAGUUCUCCCACCAAGGGCAUGUUUCGAAUCGAGAGAAUCCUUCACCUGCGAGUCACGGAGGCGAAGCUUUUUCGCACCAAGGAGGAAGAAACACCACGAAGUCGAAAACAAUCCAGAUCUCAUGGGUACACUGCUCCAACCUCGCCUAAUAUCAGUGACUUCUAUACGGAAGUACUUCUAGAUGGAGAAAUUCGGGCGAAGACUGCUGUCAAAUAUCGCACCACAAAUCCGUUCUGGCGAGAGGAGUUCACCUUCAACGAUCUACCACCCGUUCUGUCCCAGGCUUCUAUAUUGGUCAAAACCCUGAACGCACAGAGGGAUUGGACCCUCAUCGCGCAAGGAAAAUACUCGUCCACUCAAGAAGUCAACGCAGUCAACAUGCUUGAUGAAAUUGAGAUUUCUACCAAUGACGCAAUCUUUGGACGUGUAGACUUGCGGUUGGAUGAGCUAGACCCAGGCGUGGACUGUGAAAAAUGGUGGCCGAUUUUGGAUGAACAUGACCAAGCAGUUGGGGAAAUGUUCAUGAGAGCUCGGAUGGAGGAAACGGUAGUAUUGAUGUCCGAAGAAUACGCCCCAAUGAAGGAGCUCCUCCACAAAUUUUCCAAUGGUUUGACAAUAAACAUGGGUCAAGUGAUGUCGUCCGAGUUGACACAAUUGUCCGAGAUGCUUCUCAAUAUCUACCAAGUCUCCGGGUCUACAGUGGACUGGAUCUCGGCUCUAGUUGAGGAUGAGAUUGAUGGCCUCCACAAAGAGUCCACUGCUAGCCACCUGCGGUACACGACACGGAUUCAUUCGAAUGACUCCCCGGGAUCUUCUGGUCAUGAUCGUAAUGUCCUGGUCCGAGAUAUGGGGAGGACGGCUACUGUGGAAGCCAAUCUACUAUUCCGUGGCAAUUCACUUUUAACCAAAGCACUUGAUCAACACAUGCGUCGACUGGGUAAAGAGUAUCUGGAAGAGACGGUUGGUGAACGACUGCGUGAAAUUGACGAGAGUGAUCCUGAGUGCGAGGUCGAUCCCGCUCGAGUCCCGCGCGCCGAAGAUCUCGAUCGUAAUUGGCGAAACUUGAUUAACCUCACCACCAUGGUUUGGAAAUCUAUUGCUAUCUCAUGGUCCCGCUGUCCUCCUGAGCUCAGGCGUAUCUUCCGACACGUCAGAGCGUGCGCCGAGGACCGCUAUGGUGACUUCCUGCGUUCUGUGACUUACAGUAGUGUGUCUGGGUUCCUCUUCCUACGGUUCUUUUGCCCGGCUAUCCUAAACCCUAAACUGUUCGGGAUCUUGAAAGACCAUCCUCGUCCUCGUGCUCAGCGCACUUUGACUCUUAUCGCCAAGGCCCUUCAGGGCUUAGCUAACAUGACGACAUUCGGCAACAAGGAACCGUGGAUGGAGCCGAUGAACAAAUUCCUGGCCGGUAACCGGGCAGAAUUCAAGCAGUUCGUCGAUCUUAUCUGCGACAUCCCGUCAAAUGCGACGGCUCCCGUCCCUACUCCCUCUUAUACCACCCCGCUGCAAAUCCUUGGACGAUUGCCGCGUACCUCUCGCGAAGGCUUCCCCAGCCUUCCAUUCUUGGUUGACCAAUCCCGAUGUUUCGCAAACUUGAUUCACAUUUGGUUGGAAGUUGUACCGGAGCGGCUCUCUGAACUGGAAGAGAUUGACCCGUUUCUUUCCAAAUUUCACGAAUUGGCACUCCAUCUGCAAGAGCGCACCGAAGAUUGCUUGGAUGAAGCUGAACAAGCUGAGCGUCCAAAUGAUACACUUCAGAUCAAGUGGGAGGAGUUGGUGGAUUCCAUGGAGCGAUCUGUAACAUUCUAUGAUGAAGCUUCAAGCAAACCAGCUACCCCCGCUCCGGAGUCUACCGCUACUGCUCCUGCUGCCCCAGGGUCUGCAGCCUCGGCGACUCCAGGUCAUCGUGGCUCCAUUGGUUUCUUCGCACCUCGACCUCCCAUGCCCCGUCGAUCCACCGACUGUGCGCCAGAGGAGGAUGACACCCCACCCAGUUCUUCAUCUGCAACUUGGGAUCAAUCCCGGAUGCCCUUCACGAUACCUCGAUGGUCCGAUCCAAGAGAUAGUACCGGCAGCUCCAAGAAUUCUUCCACAUACUCCCUGGACCACUCUGAAAACUCCAAGACCCGCAGAGCUAGCGUCACCAAGGAAAGCUCCAGCAAAUAUCGUUUCUUCGAUUUUGUCCCCGCACCCUCCCGCCGUAAGGCCAAGGAACGCGAUCAGUCUGGUCAUCAUUCACACGAAGAUCUCCGGAACGAAAUCUGA
Molecule: messenger RNA, 3777 nt
Organism: Penicillium verhagenii
Lineage: Eukaryota; Fungi; Ascomycota; Eurotiomycetes; Eurotiales; Aspergillaceae
Product: GTPase-activating protein BUD2
Exons: 2
Coding region: 1-3777 (1258 amino acids)
Biological process (GO): regulation of GTPase activity
Source: RefSeq, a predicted model, not a curated record